UGGAAAAAUUGUACCUCCAUAUACUGCGGCCAUUAAAUUUAUAUCAUUCCGUUGUCAUAGCACCUUCUGUUGAUCUUACUCACUACAUUCAGAAAAUAAAGAUGUUUCGUCGUGGUAAAUUGGCUUUCCUUAAUACUAAGGAUGAUAGGGUUAAAGUCAUUAAUGAACGCAUAAACUUAACCGAAAGACAUUUGAUUGAAAUGUGUAACAGUUUUACAACAAGUACAAGAAAAUUGGCCAAAUACCGUGAUUCCUAUGAUGAAUUAUCAAAAACUUUACGCAAUUACGCAGACGAGGAAGAGAUUAAUGAGAGCUUAAAUGAAGGUCUAAAAAAUUUGACUAAUGCUGUAACAAUUUUGGGAGAUUACAUGGAUUUGCAAGUACAUCGUCUCGAGUUAAAGAUAGUAAACGAAUUCGCACAAUUUGAAAAUUUGUGUAAAAUGACUCGUGAUAAUUUACGCACGGCCGUCUUGGCUCGGGACAAAGAGGUUCUUAAGCAACGGCAAAUGCUUGAAAUUAAAACGAAAUUCUCGGCAAAUAACGCAGCAGCGGAUUCCGAGUUAAUUAAAGUUAAAGUGGAAGUAAAUCGCACCAAUCGAGAGAUUGAUGAAAUCAUUAAUAAUUUCGAAAAACAUAAGCUUAAUGAUUUAAAAGAAAUAUUUACUAAUUUCAUAUUAAUAUCAAUGAAAUAUCAUACAAAGUCACUGGAAGCUUUAACGGCCAGUUAUUAUGAUGUGACAAAUAUCGAUGAGAGCGAUGAUUUACGAGAAUUCCAAAAACUAAUGAAAUCGAAAUAUGGCACUCAAGAAUCACUUAAAAAAACGAAAAAAUCGGCAAUGGACAGUUUACGAUCGCAAUCUAUGGAGAGUUUAGACAGAGACCAACUGUUAAGUCCACUGAAGAGAACCAAUAAAAAACUAUCGAAAAGCACAAAAAAUUUAAAUGAAAUUAAUAGAGAUGAUGAUGAUGCUAAGGGCGAUAAGAAAACUUUGGAGAAUGAUAGUGAAAGCGACGAUGACGAGGAAGACGAUGAUGAAGAAGGCGAAGGAGAGGACAACAGUGACAAUACCAAAAGUGAGGAGGAGUCGCGCAGCGAUCAUGACACCAACGAAAGUUCCUCGAAGGAUGAAGAAAAUGCAUUUAGCGUAAAGAAAAACAAACUGCAAAUUGCACAUCCUUUUAAAGCGACACAUGUACUCAAGACUAAAGACAGAAUUCCGGCAAAUCAAUUGCGACGUGAGAAAACUUUUAUUACUAAACGUUUAACUGUAACCGGUUCUGGCAUUCAACAUUCGUCGGAUCACCAAAAGCGUAUUAUUGACGACCGUAUUAAAAGUACGAAAAAAGCCUUGGCUGGUGAAACUUUUCAUAGGACCGAUGGUCGCUUGGUUACCAUUGUUGAAUCGAAACGAAAAACUACAACAAACGAAGAUAUGCCACAGACAGAAGUAGAGAUCAUUGAUUGCACACGUAGUAGUCCCAGAAAUUAACUACUAACUACUACGGUCAUGUAAAUAACGCUUAUAUGAUGAUUAUAUAUAUAUAUU
Molecule: messenger RNA, 1547 nt
Organism: Glossina fuscipes
Lineage: Eukaryota; Metazoa; Arthropoda; Insecta; Diptera; Glossinidae
Gene: Fam92
Product: protein FAM92A-A
Exons: 7
Coding region: 102-1490 (462 amino acids)
Biological process (GO): cilium assembly
Cellular component (GO): ciliary basal body; ciliary transition zone
Source: RefSeq, a predicted model, not a curated record